UGAAACUUUAAACCCCAUCGAAAUAAUACUUUAUAUACCAUCACAUUAAACGCUUUGUUAAUAAGCUUUUUUUAUCAAAAUCAGUCUUUAUUUCCACUUCCACAGCCAUGGCAGAUUCAAUCACUACCAUUAAAGCUUGGACUUACUCUGAAUACGGCAACGCCGUUGAUGUUCUAAAGUUUGAUCCAAACGUGGCUUUACCUUAUGUGAAAGAUGAUCAAGUUCUCAUCAAAGUUGCUGCUGCUUCUCUUAAUCCCAUUGAUUAUAAGAGAUUGAAUGGCGCCUUCAAAGCCUCUGACUCUCCUUUACCGACUGCUCCGGGGUAUGAUGUAUCUGGAGUUGUGGUGAAGGUAGGGAGUGAAGUGAAGAAAUUUAAGGUCGGGGAUGAAGUUUAUGGUGAUAUCAAUGAGAAAGCUUUGGAAUAUCCAAAGGUGAUUGGCUCACUGGCUGAGUAUACUGCUGCAGAAGAGAUAGUGUUGGCUCACAAGCCGAAAAAUUUGAGCUUUGCUGAAGCUGCUAGUCUUCCUUUAGCAAUUGAGACUGCUUAUGAGGGCCUUGAACGAUCCGGCUUCUCUGAUGGUAAAUCUAUACUUGUUCUUGGCGGUGCCGGUGGAGUUGGAACCCAUAUCAUUCAGCUUGCCAAACAUGUUUUUGGUGCUUCCAGAGUCGCAGCUACAUCUAGCACCAAGAAACUAGAAUUGUUAAGAGAGUUAGGAGCUGAUUUGCCUAUUGAUUAUACAAAGGAGAAUUUUGAAGAGUUGGCUGAGAAGUUUGAUGUGGUGUUUGAUACAGUCGGGGAAACUGAGAAGGCAUUCAAGGCUGUGAAAGAAGGUGGCAAAGUUGUGACAAUUGUGCCGCCAGGAAUUCCACCAGCAAUAGUGUUCAUACUUACUUCAAAUGGGGCUAUCUUAGAGAAACUAAAGCCUUAUUUGGAGAGUGGAAAGGUGAAGGCAGUGCUUGAUCCCAAAAGUCCAUUUCCAUUUUCUCAAGCUGUUGAAGCAUUUUCCUAUCUCGAAACUGGCAGAGUUACUGGAAAACUAGUUAUCCAUCCCAUACCAUGAAAUUCAAAACAACCCAAUACAAUCUUUGGAAUCUGAAUGUGUGUGUGUUUGUAUUUCUGUAUGAUCUCUACUUUCAGUGUAGUCAUCAUCUCUUACUACUUACUAGUGUGUUUGUAUGAUGUGAGAACUUGAAAAUGGGUUAGUCUUCCUUUGGAUUUGUAUUUGGUUUGGGGUUGAAAAAACACUACGUUUGGCUUUUGUAGUUUUAGUUAAUGGAAUAAUAAUGUGAUAACAAGUUUGCUUCAUA
This is a messenger RNA of Lathyrus oleraceus (garden pea), 1308 nucleotides long. RefSeq names its product 2-methylene-furan-3-one reductase. Bases 108 to 1061 code for a protein of 317 amino acids. The transcript has 2 exons. Gene Ontology annotation, molecular function: zinc ion binding; oxidoreductase activity, acting on the CH-CH group of donors, NAD or NADP as acceptor. Lineage: Eukaryota; Viridiplantae; Streptophyta; Magnoliopsida; Fabales; Fabaceae. The record is from RefSeq and is a predicted model, not a curated record.